Schistosoma haematobium is the source of this 735-nucleotide messenger RNA. RefSeq lists its product as uncharacterized. The coding region runs from base 1 to 735 and encodes 244 amino acids. Gene Ontology annotation, molecular function: protein dimerization activity. NCBI's taxonomy places the organism in Eukaryota, Metazoa, Platyhelminthes, Trematoda, Strigeidida, Schistosomatidae. The transcript has a single exon. The record is from RefSeq and is a predicted model, not a curated record.
AUGGAUGAAAUAUACGAUAUUGAUGAUAGUUGUUUAUUCACCACUAUUACUACUACUUCACAUGAUCCCACUCAAUCACAAAAAAAUAAUGAUGACCUUAUCUUAUUCCCAAGUAUUAAAUGCGGAACCUCUUAUGAUAGAAAGAAAAAUGAUCUACUAUGGAAAUUAACAACGCCGUUAUCAUCUUCAUCUCCCUCAUCAUUAAUAACAACAACAUCUCAUUCAUUAACAUAUUUAAACCGUCAUCAUUUUUCAAAUGCCCAUUCAAGAAAUGUAACUAAACAUCACGUUCAGCAUCAUCAUCAACGAAAUGCUCGUUUAAGUAUAAAUGCUAGAGAAAGACGACGAAUGCAUGAUUUAAAUGAUGCAUUAGAUGAUUUACGCAGUGUUAUCCCGUAUGCACACAGUCCAUCUGUAAGAAAACUGUCAAAAAUUGCUACAUUGUUAUUAGCGAAAAAUUACAUUCUAAUGCAGGCAAAUGCAAUUGAUGAAUUAUACAAAUUAAUCAUACGUCUUAACUCACAAAUUCAACAGUCAGACUCUUUAUUAUUAAAUGAUGAUCAUAAAAGCAUCACAUUUGAACCUAUCAAAUCGAAAUUACUGGAUACUACUCACCUUGAUAGCAACUGUAAUAUUCCAAGUAAUGUUAUGUAUACAUCUCCUGUCCACCCGAUAUCUUUCCCAUCUCACCUACCUCCAUGUUCAAUGUCAAGUUCAUCAGAAAACAAUAAGUAA